GCCGGCCGGGAAGAUCCGCUGCAAAAAAAAACCAUCGUUCCGCCGAUUGUCGACCGAGCAGCAUCGUACGCGCAGCACCAUGGCCUCGCAAUUCGCGAUUCUCGUUUGUUUGAUGGUAGCCUUGCCAGGGAUCCUCGCCACGGGUUCACUGGCCCUCGCCGGCCUGGGCGCGGCAGCCGCCACCAAGACGGCCAUUGUCAGCAGCGCCCUAGCAACGGGCGCUGCACUCACCGGCGGAGGCGUCUACGGCGGCAGCCUCAAGCGACACCACUACGGCGGCGGAGGCGGCGACUACUACGGAGGUGGUAACUACUACGGAGGCGGCUACGGAGGUGGCUACGGUAACGGUGGCUAUUACGGUGGCGGCUACGACCGGCCUCACCAUCACCACCACCACGGAGGCGGCUACGGAGGCGACUACUAUAACGGCGGCGGUUACGGUAACGGUGGCUACUACGGAGGCUACAACAACGGCUACGGUGGUGGCUACAACAACGGCUACGGUGGUGGCUACGGAGGUGGAUACGGAGGCGGUGUUGGGGUAAGUUUCGGAGUCGGAUACGGCGCUGGUUACGGAGGCAGCUACGGAGGAGGUUACGGAGGUGGCUACGGAGGAGGUUACGGAGGUGGCUACGAUAGCUGGAAAUAAGCUAUUCCUGUGAUUUGGGACACCGAGAGCUUUGAGCGAAACAAAGACUGAAGUUCAUCGUCUCCCCCACGAAAGGACGCAACUCCGCUACAAUGUUGCCAAAUUUUUCCUAGGUAAUUGCACAUUAAUCAGGAGAAUCUCGGGCAUUCCUAACUGAAUGUCUCAUUGAUUUUUUCUCAGUUUUCAUGCAAGCAUCAGAAAAACUCUGGAUAAUAAUUGCAAGGGUGCACUUCCGUAUGAAUUAAUUGCUUGAGUGAUUUUGGCAACCUUGGAAUGAUGUUACGUUCCUUCGUCCGGGAGACGACGAAUUGGACUACAUUUUGCAAUUUGGAACUAUGAAUUCUAGCCCGGUUUAAAAACAACGUAUGUGCCAUCAGUUUCCCUACGCACAUAAGUGCUCUUCCAGAAGAGCCAGAAUUUAUAGUUCCAAAUUGCAAAAUGCAGUACAAUUAAUGCAAGCGCGCACAGAAAAUUAAAUGGAUUUGCCGUGAGCAUCGUCUGAUAAUACGAAAAAAUUUAAUAUCAUUGCAAAAAUCUAAUUUUUAAAAGGCGCACAGCACUGUUAUCCGAACGUCGUAAAACUUAAGCAAAUGUGUAUUGAAGGUAAAAAAAAAGCGUGAAAACAAUUAUCCAAGGGGACGAAUUUACUUGAUUAACAUGGCUCUGUCGCACACAUACUUGUGGUAAACCCAGAAGUUAAAACUCUUCACCAAACGAUUCAAAAAUUAACGAAUCGAGCUCGUUUUAAAAAUUGCAUCCUAUGCAGAAAUUGUUCUUCCAAGGACCAGCUAUUAAAGUAUAGAGAAAAUCUUAUUAGGGGAUCAAAUUAUUGCGCAAAAAUGUUCGGCCCUGAAUUUCAAAAAUAACAUUAUCAAGUUUUGUAUUGAAAUCAAAAAUUCUAUAACUGGCCUCAUAAAUAUUUAUAAAUCGUAUUCGUGAUACACACAAUAUUUGCUCUCUAAAUAUUUAGUGAUAAUGAAUAUCUUACAGGAACCUUUAACAAGUAUGUAAUUUUUCACUGUCAUAAAAACCAGAUCUCGUUCUUAGUAUUUAUUUAUCAGCAUUUUGUGUUACACGUGAGAUCUCUGAUAGCGACUCGCGUGAAUUUUUUAUGUGUACGUAGUGAGUAAAAUUGUAUUUAUUACAGUAUGAUUCUCCAAGAUUGU
Messenger RNA from Bemisia tabaci, 1815 nucleotides. RefSeq lists its product as uncharacterized. Lineage: Eukaryota; Metazoa; Arthropoda; Insecta; Hemiptera; Aleyrodidae. The record is from RefSeq and is a predicted model, not a curated record.